Malania oleifera is the source of this 1292-nucleotide messenger RNA. Its product is annotated as zinc finger protein 4-like. The transcript has a single exon. Lineage: Eukaryota; Viridiplantae; Streptophyta; Magnoliopsida; Santalales; Ximeniaceae. Gene Ontology annotation, biological process: negative regulation of abscisic acid-activated signaling pathway. The coding region runs from base 464 to 982 and encodes 172 amino acids. The record is from RefSeq and is a predicted model, not a curated record.
GGGAACAACACACCAAAAAUUAAAUGUUAACGCAAUGGAAUUUUGGGGUGGACCCACUGACGUUUCAAUUGUUGCCGUUAAUGGAGGCAGCAACUCGAAGAGUCCCACUGAUUUUUGCUGCUCUCUCUCCCCUCAGACGAAAUCUCUUUUCACUUAUUGUUUCCGUUUGUGGUUUUACGAACUGUCGUUGCCCCUCAAAUAACUUGCUCUUUAGAGUGUUUUAUUUCAAUCUACCACCAUCUCGCUCUCUCUCUCUCUCUCUCUCUCUCUCUCUCUCUGAUUUUAAAUCUAUCUUCUCCCAACCUACCUUCUCAUCAAUUUCUGCGCUGCUCAACAUAGUUGCAUAUGAAAACUCAACUCUUCAACCAUUCCCCGUUUAAGUCCAUCUUGUCAUCUUAAUAACAAUCUACCUGCAUUAAUUAUUAUUACUAUUAUUAUUAUUAUUAUUAUUAUAUCUCUAGACAUGACUUUCCAACCCAACACAUCUCUUCAUCUGGGCCAACCAACCAAAGAACUCAACCUUGAACUCUUCCUCACGCCAUCAACACCACCAUCAUCAUCAUCAUCUUCUUCUUCGUCACUGAUCGUUCAAACCGAACCUAGAAUUUUCUCCUGUAACUAUUGCAAGAGAAAAUUCAACAGUUCGCAAGCGCUUGGGGGUCACCAAAAUGCCCACAAGCUGGAGCGCACUCUAGCCAAGAAGAGCAGAGACAUCAGCUCAGCUGUCCGACCGCCCAGAGGAUCGAAUCAGCAGUGCUCGGGUGGUUUGAGCCUUGCUCGAUGCAGUCAGGCCGGGUUCGAGCAGCAAGAACAUGACGCUAGUUUGUUUACUGGAGAUUUUAGCUAUGGUGGAAGAAGGGUGAACUGUGUUGGGCCUAGAGAAGAAGUAAGUGAUUGGCACAAGGGCUAUCGUACUAACGCUAGAACUGUUCAGAAUGCUUCGGAGGAGUUCAACCAGGUUGACUUGUCUCUGAGGCUUUGAUUUGGCCCUGCUUUCGGCUUCUUCAGAUAUCGCAGUUUUAUUAUUAUUAUUAUUAUUAUUAUUAUUAUUAUUAUUAUUAUUUUCCAUGAUUUGGUGGACGGCUUGAAGGUUAAUGAAUAAGGAUUGUUACCUGCCAUACACGAAGUGCAGGCGCAGAACCUUGACAAAGAAGAAGGGCAGGCAGUCUGUUAAUUAAUCCUAUUUUUACUGUUAUUAUUACUGUUGUAGUUAUUACUACUCUUAUUAUUGUUAAAGAUGAGAUUUAUUCAGAGUGCCCAUAAUUAUUGUGAAGAGAAUGAUAUUGUACGUA